AUGGAGGCAAAGGAAGAGUUGGCUCAGAGUUUGUCAAACAUGGGACGCCAUACAGACGCUCUUAAACUCCGUGACGCUAUACAUGAGUUCCGUGUGGCCACGCUUUCACCAGAACACCCAGAAACGAGUCUAUCCUCUAUCAACCUGGUUAUUUCCUUUUCAAAAAUGAACCUCUCAACUAGAGAAAGUUCCCUGUCUCAAAAGAUCACCAUAGACGCUGCUGAAGAAAGGCUGUCGAAUGUGCUAGGUGAGCAUCACACUGUGACGGUCCGGGCCAAGUCCAACAUAGCUCGUCUUUACCUAGCUAGAAAAGACUUUGAAAAGGCCCUUAGCAAGGUGCUAGAGGUAAGACAAAUCAUGGCUAGCCGGGGUGUCAAACUACUAGGCAAACAAAAGGGGGACUACGACCAAGAUAUGCUGGACUGCGAUCGCCUGCAUGCUGAGCUGCUCCUGCGGCGGUGGACUCAAGCAGACCAGCGGGAUGCCUUGAUGCUAUGGAGGCAGAUCACCAAGCGCUUGCGUAAUCAAAACGCAGGGACUCGGCAGGUGUCAUAUGCGAUCCUCAGAGUGGCACGGUGUUAUAUGAAGCGCAACGAGCUGGACAAUGCCGAAGCCAAGGUGGAGGAGGCGAGCAGACUCCAGCAAGAUGGCUUUUACGACAACACGUUGGACUGUAAAAUACUUCAGGCCGAUAUUCUAGAAAGACGAGCCGACGCGUGCGACUUAUUAUCCCCGCGGAACUUAAGUAAUAGCGGCUCUGAAGAUGACCAGAAACAGGAGAUCAGGCCUGACGGAGAGUAUGUCCCCGAGGACCGAAACAAACUUUUUCGCUACGUAUGGUUGUGCCAGAAUGAUCGUUGUCAACACGUUGCUGGGAAGCCUUACGUGAUGGAAGCCUGCUACUGCAGACUUUCGCGACGCCGAGCCGGCACAAUGGUUUGUUGCUGCUGCCAUCGUUAUAUGCGAUUCGAAUCCUUGGAGUCGGACUACUCGUGCUCAUAUCAGACUGACUCGUCGAGCUGCUCCAACGCAGAGGAAGACGGCUACUUUAACCUGGAAGAGAUAUUCCGCUGCUAUAAUCGGCAGUGCCGAAAGCCUCGUCAUACAUGCAUUCGCGCCAAGGGCUCGCAGCUUGGAGACAUCGUACCCAGCAAGGUCGGGUGUUUCUGUCGCCCUUCUGCUAGCAUGCCAAACGUCAUGCUAUGUUGCCACUGCCACAAACCCAUGAUGGCCGUAUCCAGACGUAAGAGAUGGAGCUGGGGAGCGGCCGGCCCCAGCAAGGACCCGGACGACUGGGACUCUCCCAGCGACCUGGGCACCAACUGCCCCAGCGGGUCAGACGAUUUUCUGUCUGUGAUUGACCCCAACUACGUGCCAGAGCCAACCCCUAAUGAUCAGGAUCGUGGUGAUGAUGACGACUACGAGGAAUCCUUCUGCGGGUCGGACAGUGCGAGCGUGUUUUACUCAGUUAAGCUCAACCAACAAAAGCUGCCACAUGACUCUCAAUGA
Molecule: messenger RNA, 1509 nt
Organism: Clonostachys solani
Lineage: Eukaryota; Fungi; Ascomycota; Sordariomycetes; Hypocreales; Bionectriaceae
Source: the annotation of a GenBank genome assembly